Peronospora farinosa is the source of this 1359-nucleotide messenger RNA. The record is from the annotation of a GenBank genome assembly. Lineage: Eukaryota; Oomycota; Peronosporomycetes; Peronosporales; Peronosporaceae.
AUGGGCGAAAGUGUCACGGCGUUAUGGGAAAGCGAGCUGCUUCGUGCGCGCCAGUGGCUCGUAGCUAGUCGCAAGGACAAGCAACAGGAGAAAGAGCAGCUCUUUCAGCGCGUGAAGAUGCACAUGGGCUUUAAGGACCACCAACGUUCGUUACAGAGCGCGGAAGUCGUCAGUGAGGACGAAAAUGACAUGGCGCUGGACUUUUUGGGCGAUGUAGACAUGUCAGAUAUGGACGCGCUGCUACAGGCCGAAGCAGCGAAGGCAGCAGCGGUAGUGGAGACGACAGAGACCUCUUUAUCGAGUACAAGGGAUUUAAUGACGCCUCUGGAGAUGCCGAUCGACUUGGUAGCGCCUAAAUUAAAGCUUCAACCUGUAGCUAUGUCAGAGUUGGAUCCGAAGCAAAAUAUUGCUGGUGUGACGUUGGGAAAUGAGGCAGGAGUUCACGAACUAAUGCAAGAAUUGGCAUUAGAUGUAUCGCAAUUGAAGCAAAUAGAGAUUGAAGAAUGCAAGACGGAAGAGAGUACACCACCUCAUAUAUUGAAGAACUUUGGCGGGAAGAACAAGACACCAAGUGAUGAGACAGAGCAGUUUAAUUAUAUGCGGGAAAUCUCGACGAAAAGUCCACAAGCUCCACAUAAAAAGAAAGCAGAGACAAGUGUUACAAUGCAACAAGAUGAUGUUGUAGAAGAAAUGUUGAGUUGGGUGUCAGGUUACCGUGAUCCAGAGGUUAUUCGACGCAAGGAAAAUAUACAACGGAAACGAAAACAUACUUCUCGGUAUGGAGUAGCAUCGGAGGAAGAACGUCGUCGGGUUUUGCUGCAGGUGAAGAAGAUUACACACGAUAGCAAAGAUGACAGUGAUAGUGAUAGUGACAACAGCAUGAGCAGCGGCUAUUCGCCAGCAGAGGAUGACGAGAUGUCUGAGCUAGACGAGAACGAAGUGGUUGAUCUUCUUAGCGAUGAUUGCCUAAAUAGUGAGGAGGAGAGACAGUCCGUGAAGCAAAAGAGGAAACGACUGCGUCAGACGGAUGGUACACCAAAGAAAAAGAAAUCGCGUUCACGAAAACCAACCGUCACGCGCAAACUGACGCAGCAGAGUUGUACUGUUCAAGAUACAGACAAUGUACAAGUAACCAGUUCUACCGAAAGCGAAGCGAAGCAUGUUUUAGCUACCGCAUUUGUAGAAGCAGACUCAACAAGCAUGUCAGGCCGACCGGUUGAGCUUCUGUCCAGUGAAGGGGCAAGAGAGGCAAAUGGCAAGGAAAACAUCAUAAAAGUGGGUGAGCGCAAAUCGACGAACAGCCAUGGUGCUGAUGGUAUCAGCAGCAAAGCACCAGAGCUGAAAAAAAGAUGGAAUUGA